AUGAAGCAACUCCACCCUUCUCGCAACCGAGCCCUGUUUGGGACAUUCCUCUUCGAUUGCCGGGUUCCAGGCCAGCAAACAGACCUCAUCGCGACAAGAAAUGCUGUAGCACACUCACCAAGACCUAUCGCCGCCAGCAACAGGCGUAUCGCAUCGCACGUAUAUGUCAUCACGACCCGGAUUAUGGACAGGUUUGGAACAGACGCAGUACAAUACAUACCUAACAGCCAACCAAGAACACACACACACACAUACACAUUUGGCCGGUCCCGAGCAUCGUGGGCGCGCCUCUCUUUGAGACUGUUCGACGGUAUGCGAGGGCAAGAACCCUGAUCUGUAUCUCUCAGCCGCGUCGGUCGGCUAUCAUGCAGCCCUUUUCUUGCUGGAAUCUGUCGAUCUCGACCCUUUUCGAUGCAUCUGCACUGCGCCCGGUUCGGUAGGAAAGCCGAUGCUGCUGCUUCACACACACUCGCCUGUCUUUUUUGGGAGACUGACGCCUUCGGGCAAACAGCCGCGUGAAGCACAGAGGUUCUAUCCAGGUCUGGAUGUCGUUGAUAGGUUCAGCUUUCACCAGGGCCAAAGACCCCACCCACGUAUCCGCCGUUUCGAAUCCUUUUGGAGUGGCCUGGUGGCGCUUUUCUUCCAGGGAAGGCUUCUCGGGACCGAAGUGUAUGCUUGUAUGUGCAGCCGGUCAAGAGCAAGAAAGGGUCUCGUCACUUGCUUGGAGUGGUUUUCAAGAUAUCAUGAUACAGAAACAUUGGGAGCAGCCCCAAACCAUGAUGUCGGAAUAUCAGACCACUGCAGUUGCAGGAAGGCAAUUCUUUUUUAGAACCAACCACAACCGAGACUCAUAC
Molecule: messenger RNA, 854 nt
Organism: Podospora bellae-mahoneyi
Lineage: Eukaryota; Fungi; Ascomycota; Sordariomycetes; Sordariales; Podosporaceae
Exons: 2
Coding region: 1-333 (110 amino acids)
Source: RefSeq, a predicted model, not a curated record